AUGGUGACGAGACAACAAAGUCAGCGAAGAGAUCUUGAAGCCCAAGACGAACAGCAAUCGGGUUUAUCCAAGGAAACUGAGUCGAAACUGGUUAACUUACAGUCUUUACUACGGAAAUUAGCAUAUUUUAACCGAGCAACAGACGAGAUUUUGAGAGUGAAUUCGAAAGAGGCGAUAAUACGACAACAAACAACGCUAAAAACCAAGGUAAGCGAAGCGUAUGGUUUGAUUGAGCUUAUACAAUGCUUGAAAAUUGAUGCAGGCGAAUCUGACGAAACUAUUGACGAGUGGACAAGCGAAAAUAAUGGCAGAUUACGUGAAUAUGAAGCGGCAAUCGAAGAGUUAA
This is a messenger RNA of Paramuricea clavata, 346 nucleotides long. Lineage: Eukaryota; Metazoa; Cnidaria; Anthozoa; Malacalcyonacea; Plexauridae. The record is from the annotation of a GenBank genome assembly.